Messenger RNA from Orbicella faveolata, 1997 nucleotides. RefSeq lists its product as uncharacterized. The record is from RefSeq and is a predicted model, not a curated record. Lineage: Eukaryota; Metazoa; Cnidaria; Anthozoa; Scleractinia; Merulinidae.
CCAAGGUACCUUAUGUGCAACUUGUUCUUACAAUCACUUCUUCCGAUUUAACAGAUGUCUGGAAUGUCCAAGCAUGAUUGCUACAGUCAUUUCAUGUGUUGCAGUGAUUGUGUUCUUCGCUUUGCUGUUUGUAAUGAUUCUCUGGGGAGACUCCAAACGCACAAGAAGCAAUAAUACUCGUACUGUGGCAGAUGUCAUCAUGUCCUGCUGCAAGAUCGUGAUUGGAUUUUAUCAAGUUGUUGCUGGCAUUUUCUCGGCUUUGGUUGGGGUCCACUGGCCUGUAAUCCUCAUCUCCAUGGAAAAAUGGUUGAAGUUUGUUGAGGGAAACAUUUUGCAGUUUGCACCACUGAGCUGCAUUAAUCAUUUCCUUCGACUGGACCCUUUCAUACAGUUUAUUUUAGCCAUUUUUAUUAAUGCCUUGGUCGUUUCCCUGAUAAUGCUCUAUCUCGUCCUGAAAAAGCGACACAUCAACAAACUGGAGAUUUCCAUCUCCGAAGAAUCCUCCCAAGAAUCCUCCCAAGAAUCCUCCGAAAAAAAGAAGAAAAUCUCAAGAUUGAAGAAGUCGUGCUAUCGAAAUAUUUUGCUUUUUCUCCUUUUGUCAUACCCAGUCACAAGUAAGAAGAUAAUUGACAUUCUGCCCUUGCCUGGAAAUUGUGUGAACGUUUGCUUCGACAAAGAUGGAAGCGAAUGUAUUUCUCUUCUGAAGGCUGAUUACUCCAUCCAGUGUUUUACCACUCUACACGAUAACUUCUGGCCCAUUGCAGCUGUCUUUGCGCUGUAUCCUGCUGUCUUUCCGUUGUUGCUGCUGUUUCCCAUUUACAAGUACCGUAAGUGUGAUCCUGAGAAAGACGAAAUGGCUUUUGGUUUCAGAGUGUUUUUCGAAAAUUAUGAAGAGAGCCGCUGGUUUUGGGAGAUUGUGGAGAUGUACCGAAAGCUUGCGUUAAUCGCAUGUAUCCCUCUGUUUGAGUCCGACAGCCUUUCUCGGAUUGGUUUUACCUUGAUCACAGCCGGUUGUUCUGGAAUUGCAUACACCAUCUUUCGACCAAUGAAAGGAAAAUUUGAAGAUCGACUCCAAACGUUUGCGCUUUGGACAAUAUUCUUCAACGUUAGCUUCGGCGCAAUCUAUUCACAACCUGACGUCAGCAGGAAUCAAGGAGAAAACAACUCUACGUUUAUCAACCUAGUCUUUGUUUUUCUCAAUGGUGCCGUGUUAAUAUGGUCCGUAGGUAAGUAUUUCCUGCAGCACAAAAAAAAAAAACUAAAUAAAGUUCACAUCGUUGUUUAACUAAGUACUAAACCACUAGAAGAGGGUGUGAAAUAAUGUCAGUGGUGCGGUGUGUACAGUUAACAGAGUGGCCGUAUUAAAAGAGUUCUUUAAAUAAAAAAAAUUCACUGACCGAGCUUUUGUUUGGGCCAGAAUUAGUUGACCUUUGAAGUAACGUGGUGGCCGCAUGAACUGGGUGGCCGUAGGCCGCGGUUCCAUCGUAUCAAGGACAAUGAUCUUAAAAAGUCUGUGGUGAAUUGGAGGUACCAAAUAACGAGAAGGCGCGGUAGCGUAAAGGAACAUUAAGAGGAGGAAUAAUCGACCCUCUUCAUUGAAAACACGAGACUCAUUUCGUCUCGUCUCACUCUUUUAUCUCAUCAGCAGAGGGAUUGCUUUAUCUGAGGGCAAACUGGUCCGCACUAUGUUCCUGCCCAGUGCGAUGUUUCCACCUAAUCUGUCGCAGAUGUCUUGAAGAUCGUCACAGAGGAAACACUUACUAUCUUCUUCCACCAGAAGACGAGGAACUGAUCGUUAUGGACUAGAGCUAUGAGUAGAAGCCUUUAUAAUGGCCGUUUGCAUAACUCUUCAUAACAUUGAAAUGAAGGCCGCUUUUGGUUUGUUUUGUUGUUUUUUUGUUUGUUGACAGGCUAGCUAAACGUUGCACCUAAAAGGAUAUAGAUCGUUUUCACGUGACGUCAUCACUUUCUAAAAUCCAAAACUAAAGAGCCACCAA